AUGGAUAUUUUACAAAUCCGAUUAUUUCUCCCCAGGCUCGAAGAGGAAAGAAGAAGAGAAUUGAAAAUGACAAUCAACGCUGAGACUUCUGACUUGAAUUUUUUAAUAUAUGCUGGUGCUUAUGGUUUUAGAAUAAAAAAUUUAAAACUUUCUGUGGAAUUAUCACACAAGAUUUCAACAAAAUACGUAAAAAUAUAA
This is a messenger RNA of Priceomyces carsonii, 198 nucleotides long. RefSeq lists its product as uncharacterized. NCBI's taxonomy places the organism in Eukaryota, Fungi, Ascomycota, Pichiomycetes, Serinales, Debaryomycetaceae. The transcript has a single exon. The record is from RefSeq and is a predicted model, not a curated record. Bases 1 to 198 code for a protein of 65 amino acids.